Penicillium odoratum is the source of this 1959-nucleotide messenger RNA. RefSeq lists its product as uncharacterized. NCBI's taxonomy places the organism in Eukaryota, Fungi, Ascomycota, Eurotiomycetes, Eurotiales, Aspergillaceae. The record is from RefSeq and is a predicted model, not a curated record. The coding region runs from base 1 to 1959 and encodes 652 amino acids. The transcript has 2 exons.
AUGGCAAAGAAGGCUGAUAAACAGUCUGAUGACAAAAAGACUGCCCCUAAGAAGAACUCUGGCAAGAAAGACUCGCCCGAAGACGACAGCGAAGAGGACGACAAUGGCGAAGGUCCAUCUGGCCAGCCUUCUUCAGCUAAAGGGAAAGGUCCUGCUCGAGGAGGUCGAGGAGCACACAAAGGACGAACGCUAGUUCGAUGGGAUAAUGAUAUGGAUGUACACCUUUUGCUCGUCAUUCAACAAGUUUGUAAUGCUACUGGUUACAAGCUCCCCUGGGUGAAGAUUGCUGAGGCAAUGGGUCCCAAGUACACCGAUAGCGGGAUCAUCCAGCAUAUUUCGAAGCUGCGCAUUCGUCGCAAGAACGAGGGAAAGCCAGUUCCUCCCCUUCUCCGUUGCGCUAUGAAAAAAGCAGGCAUGCCAAGUGGAAGGGCUCCUAGAAAAAAAUCAGAGAAAAUUGCAGGCGGAGGCCCCGGGGGUUCUGCAGCUGGCACAGGCACGAAGAGAAAGAGGGCAAUCAAGGAAGAGUCUUCGAGCGAGGAGAGCUCGGAUGGGGCCGACAAUCGUGAGGAUCCUACUUACCGACCUAAGCGUUCCAAGAUCGUGAAGAACGAAAUGCGUCCGGGUGGAAAGGGUGGGAAAGGUUCGAGCCAGUCCGCACAGUCGAGCAGUACCGGCGCGGGCAGCAGCAGGGGCUUGCUCUGUGCCCAAGCCCCAUUUCUUAAACUAAAGGAUCGGGAUGAUGUCAGUACUGACUCUGAGCCUUCUUUUUUUUCUGAUGCGUACUCGGAGGAAGAUGACAGGAAUGAGCAGUCGAUUGUGGUGGCUCUGAGAGUUGAUCCUGGGGCACUUGAAAAUCUUCGACUGACUGGAAAUGUUCGUCCGCCUAUGCCCGAAGCCACCGAGGAGUCUCUGGCUUUAGCCUCUAGGCCAUGGUUGCCGGUUAGCAGGGAGCCCGUAGCUCCAAAUUUGGCCGGGAUCACUUCGCCCAUCAUGCCGGCCAUGGGCCCUAUGGGCCCUCCACCUUCGAUACCGGGUAGCGACCCCUACCUUCCGGCCUGGGACGCGACUUUCCAAGGGUAUCCCAUGUACCCAGGUCAGCACCCUUAUCAAGGUCAACAAGGAGCUGAAGGUCAAACAGGAUCUCAUGGUCAAACAGGACCAAACAGUCAUCUUGGUAUCUAUGGCGGAAUGCCAUGGUACCCGCCUCCCUCGCCUAUUGCCUAUGACAGCGCGACCACGCCUCCGUCGCAUGGCUAUCACCAAGGCAUGUACCAGUACCCAAGCCAGGGUCGAGGUAUGGCUGGCGAUAGCAGUCAGUACCCAAUGGCCUUCCCAGGAAUUUACGGCAUGCCCUACGGUAUGCCAUACGCCAUGGGCCCUUUCGCGAUGAACCGUGGUAUGAACCAGGGAAACACUUUCAUCGGCAUUGGACGUGGUUCGAGCCCUCUUGAUGCGGAUGCCAUGACUCCAAGCAUGGAUCGAGGCAUGAGCCAGAUGGACGAAGAAAUGCUUCAAGCCCUGGAUCGGGGCAUAAAUUCGAUGGGUCAAAUGCCCCAAAGGGCACCUCAGGGCAUGGAUCGGGGCAUGGGUUCGAUGAGCCAAACGCCAGGCGAGGGAGACUAUAUCAUCGGGCCAUCCAUUCUCGAUCCUCGGCUUGCUGCUAUGCAGCGGGCAAUGGGUGAAGAGCACUCGGCGUAUCAUGGUUCAGAUGGUACCACAUCUGAAGUAUCCCGACGUACGGAGCGACACGUUCAUCAGUCCGUGGAUAAUUCUGUGAGGAAACCGGUCAAGGAGGAGCCUAUGGAGGAGCCGGCCAAACAGCCUGGGGAGAAUUCCGAGGAGGAGCCCAGGUGCAUCGAAGACGAAGAGCAUGAGGAUCAUGAGCUGUUCUAUGGCUUGAAAGAAUCUAGCAGUGACGGGCUAGACAAAUUCACUAGGGACUUCAUGGGAGCUCACUGA